ACAUUUCUAUGGGCAGAGCGCGAACACACCACCGGUCCUCCCUGCAGAGCGCCAGCCACUUAGGUAUGUGUUUAUCUGGUAACUAACAUGAGGCGUUUAGUACAGAGAUAGAUUUUAAGACGGAAAGCCUCUGUACGUCGUGUUUCUUCACCGGAGAGCACUCCCCUUUUUCUGCCUGGCGUUUUGUUCGAGCGGAAAGCCUGCCGUGGAGCGGUUGUCACACAGGCCGCGGAUCGGGUCUUGUUGCUGGGAGGAGACCAUCCAGACUCGCCUCCCUGUUAGCAUUAUUAGCUGGCUACGAUGCCCCGCUGCUGCUGGUGUAUUUUCUACACGGCAGGCCACUGUAAAGCGAGGCAGGACCUUGGAUAACUGGUUAUACCAACGGAACUGAAGGGUCACUUGGAGAAACACCACACCUUUCAAGGAUGGAUGUUGAUUUAUGUGCUGGCGGGGACAGCACCAGAAGAAAAGUGGACUUGGCUGGAGUUUCGGACGUCACAAUGGACCUCGUACCAUUGGAGAUGUACGAUUCUGCCAGAGCAAAAAUAGCUGCCAACCUGCGGUGGCUGUUUGCCAAAGCAUAUGGCAUUGACCAUAUUCCAGAGGAUUUAAGGGACCCCUUCUACACAGACCAGUACGAGCAGGAGCACAUAAAGCCGCCUGUCAUCCACCUGCUGCUCUCCUGCGAGCUCUACUGCCGUGUCUGCGCCCUCAUCCUCAAGACGGAGCAGGCGGCGUCCCUUCAGUCCCACCUGUCCGUCAUCCAGGCCCUGUCCAGAAAGGGCAUUUAUGUUGUGGAAAGUGACGAUACUCCCGUCACAGAUGAGGACCUGGCCUGUUUGCCCAUCAAAAUGGUGAGUGUUUGGACUUAAUGUUUAGGUACAUGUGUUUGCUUUAUACUCCU
This is a messenger RNA of Notothenia coriiceps (black rockcod), 904 nucleotides long. RefSeq names its product calmodulin-regulated spectrin-associated protein 1-B. Lineage: Eukaryota; Metazoa; Chordata; Actinopteri; Perciformes; Nototheniidae. The record is from RefSeq and is a predicted model, not a curated record. Gene Ontology annotation, molecular function: calmodulin binding; microtubule minus-end binding. The transcript has 3 exons. Gene Ontology annotation, biological process: negative regulation of microtubule depolymerization; cytoplasmic microtubule organization. The coding region runs from base 426 to 872 and encodes 148 amino acids. Gene Ontology annotation, cellular component: microtubule minus-end.